AUGUUCACGAGCACUAAAGAUGAUGCUUCCUUUCACAUUCACUUUUCGUUUAGAAAUAAGAGUUUGAUUGUCUUCACUGGAGAUGCUUCCUUUCAGGUUCACUUUCGUUUAAAAAAAAUUAAUGUUGAAGAAAUUUUUCGCAGCCUUAAGAUGCUUCCUUUCACAUUCACUUGUCGUUUAGAAAUAAGAGUUUGA
Molecule: messenger RNA, 195 nt
Organism: Clunio marinus
Lineage: Eukaryota; Metazoa; Arthropoda; Insecta; Diptera; Chironomidae
Source: the annotation of a GenBank genome assembly